UUUUAAACGUAACCUAGCCAUCCUAGCGCUGCGUAUUAAUAUUUGAAUAUAUCAUGAAUAUUUAUGAAUAGCGCAUGGCGUAUAAAUUCCUUUUGAGCCAAUCAAAUGCAGCGGUAGGAUGGCUAGGUUACGUUAAAACAAAUUACAUACAGUCUACACACGUGUGAUACUUAGAGCCGGGUAUUCAUUUUUCUAGAUCUAAUCAUGCGAAAAUUAAAGUAUCAUGAGCAGAAGUUGCUUAAGAAGGUUGAUUUUAUAUCAUGGGAAGUAGACAACAAUUUACAUGAAGUUAAAAUUAUGCGGCGAUACCACAUUCAGAAGAGGGAAGAUUACACUAAGUAUAACAAACUAAGCCGUCAUGUGAGAACUCUUGCCAAUAAGAUUAAGCAGCUAGACAGCAAGGAUCCCUUCAGAAAUCAGUGCACCAGUCAGAUGUUAAAAAAGUUGUACAACAUGGGCAUCGUACCAACCAAACAGAAUCUAGCCCUCUGUGAUAACGUGUCAGCAUCAUCAUUCUGUAGAAGACGGCUUCCUGUUGUCAUGGUGAAGAUAAAGAUGGCGGAGACGGUGGAGUCGGCAGUAAAGUUUGUUCAGCAUGGCCAUAUUAGGGUUGGACCAGAAUUAGUCUUAGAUCCAGCCUUCCUUGUUACCAGAUCGAUGGAAGAUUUUGUAACGUGGACAGAUACAUCAAAGAUCAAGAAACACAUUGUUGAAUACAAUGAGGAGAGGGAUGAUUUUGAUCUGAUGUGAAAGAACCUCAGAUGCUCAUGAAGAAAACAACUUGUUGCAGUAAUAAAACAGUUAAGGUGGCCAAAACCUAUGCAGUGCUGAUGGAAACAUCUGGUCAUCCAAAUACUAAAUGCUUGCUUGAGGAGGAUGUCAUCAGGACCAAGUUGCAGGUCUCAAAAGUUGCGGCUUCUGUAAUGUUGCCAUUUGUGAGUGGAGACAUUGGAAGGAUGUAUUUACUGCAUCAUUGGAGUGUGUUGAAAGAAGAUCUGAUUCUGACCUCGGCCAAGCCCAAUCUGUACUUAUAUAACAAAAUCUAUUUUCUAUUUUCUACUUUCUAUUUAUUUUCUAUUUAUUUCUGUCUUUCAUUCUUCUUGUGUCUCUCAGUGGUAGAGCAGUGGUCUUGUAACCGGGCGGUCCCGGGUUUGAAACCAAGCCAAUGCGCUAGUGCCCUUUGGUAAGGCAUUAAUCCUCAUUACCAAGUCCCUUGGAGAGGACUUAAAGCCGUCAGUCCCUUGGUUGCUUGUAAGUACAAGCACUCAUAUGCUUUCUUAGCAGUCGGGUAAAACAAGCAAACAAACCAAACCAAACCUUAAAGACCAUCUCUGGCAGUGCUACUCUUUCCUGUUAAACUGUGCUCAAGCACAGUUCUUCGCAAAGCUGAGGAACUCAAUAAGAAGGUGUUUAGAUUGUCUAAUGAUGAAGAGCACUUCCGUCACAAAGUCCCAGGAUGUAGGUCCUAUGGUAUGCCAUCAAGCCUCACCAGUACCCUACCAGUAGAGGUACAUGUCAAAGAGUCAGUGACACAAAGACGUACCGGUAACUCCAUUUUGGCCAUUUUGAAGAAAAAUUGGUUUAUGUGUCACUGAGCACUUGGGCCAUAAGGAGUUUGUCCAUGUUUCUCUAGCCAUGUACUUCAAUGGGGUGUUGCUUGGAGUUAAGUCUUUGUGUUUCCUGGAGAGCCCACAUUUUUCUGAACAUUUUGAUAUCAAAUACUCAUUUUGGCAAAAUAUGGAGUUACGUCUUUGUGUAACUGAACCCUCCAUGAGAUAAUGAGUAGAAAGUCAUGGACCUUUAAAUGUUUAGAUCACUAAUGAUAAUGGAUAUCCUCACAUUGGCAAUUGAGACUUCAUGUGUCAUAUGGUACAUGUAUAUUGUAAUUACUCCAUUUUGUGUGUGCAAAAGGUUUAAUAAACUUGAUAAAUGCGACUGCGUCUCUAAUAUGCCUCCUUCUAUAUGUAUGUUCAUCAGUGAUGAUGUGACCUGUAGGGUCUGACCUCACAAACUCAAACAUUCAUGUCAUCUUUUCAUGCUCGUACAGACAUAUACCCAAGCCCAGUUUGGUCAACACUGGUUCAACUUUUGUGAAUUGUUCACGGUAAUGAGAUAUUUAUAUAAUAUUGGAUGAAUUUGAGAGUGGUUCAAGAAUAUAUUGCUCAAGUUUUUUUGGAUAUAAGAAGGUUAAAUAUCAAAGGUCAUCAAGUCAAUUUACAUGAAAUGAAAGGAUUUUAAACCUUGUUACAUGUAUGAGUUAUGACCAAAUCUAUUACUAUUUUAAAUGUUUUAGCUGUGAUAUUAAAACCUAUAAUGAGUAUGCAUCACUUGUAGAGACACAAGAGAUCAGAUUUUGGCAUUGUCGGGUCAAAGAUCAAAGGUCUAAGGUCAUAAAGAUCAUUUGACAUGCAAGUAUAGGCUGUUUGUUCUCAGGGUAUUAGUUGCUCUUUACCAUGUAAUAUGGUUUAAGGUCAAGUAUGUUAUAACUUUUUUAAUAUGUGACGGUUAAUGUUAAGUAAUUCAAGUGCAAAACUGGUGUAGCAGUAAUCUAUUUACAUGUAUCGUAUCAUUUGUUAUCUCACCUGAACAUAAAAGAAGAUAGUGACUUCCUUGGAAGUUAUUUUAGUAUCUUAUAUACUCUUUUUUUUUAAAUUUUUUUUUUGAUGUUUUUUUCUUAUGAUACUUUUAAAUAUUUUGUUUAUAUGAAGGAAGUCAGCAUUUCCAAGAAUACUCCAUUAUUGUCCUUGUAUAUGACAUUCUGUGUAUUAUAUCAUCUUUAAAGCCCAACUGCACUACUUAUAGCUACUUGCACCCUCUAUGUAGCAAACAAUGUUUAAUUGGUGCCUGUUGGUCCCCCAUGAUCCCCUUUUUGUUAUGUUAAUUGAGAGUUGAUUUGAAGAGAUAACCACCCGCCAGUGACCUUACAGGAAGGUCUAAUCCCUCUGGCAAAACUAGUGCAGGCGGGCUUUAAUAGAGAGUCUAUUUGCUUCCAUGAAAAUGUAAAUAAAAUACACUAAAACUAAUAAAAUAUACUUUAACCAUUUCA
Strongylocentrotus purpuratus (purple sea urchin) is the source of this 3046-nucleotide messenger RNA. RefSeq names its product U3 small nucleolar ribonucleoprotein protein IMP3. Lineage: Eukaryota; Metazoa; Echinodermata; Echinoidea; Camarodonta; Strongylocentrotidae. Gene Ontology annotation, cellular component: small ribosomal subunit; small-subunit processome; Mpp10 complex. Gene Ontology annotation, biological process: rRNA processing. The coding region runs from base 205 to 750 and encodes 181 amino acids. The transcript is spliced from 6 exons. Gene Ontology annotation, molecular function: structural constituent of ribosome; snoRNA binding; rRNA binding. The record is from RefSeq and is a predicted model, not a curated record.